AGGAUGGAAGAAACCAUUGAUGAAAAGGGCCUAAAACUGAGAGAUGCAGCUCAAAGAGGGGACCUAUCCAUGUUGUAUAACAUGAUUGAUGUGAAGGCUGACAUUAAUGAUACAGAUGAGUACAAAAAUACGGCACUACACCAUGCAUGUAGAGAGGGCCAUCUAUCUGUAGUAAAGGCACUAAUUGACGCUAAGGCAAAGCUUAACAGAGAAACAAAGAUUGGACAGACCCCACUUCAACUUGCAGCUAAUAGAGGGCACCACAUGGUUGUACAGACACUUUUAAAUGCAGAUGCAAAGAAGAACAAGAGAACAGGGUAUAGCGCUUUUACUGCCCUACAUUUCGCAACUAAAAGCUGUCAUGCAGAGUGUGUUAAGAUCUUGCUGGACUGCAAUGCAGACACAGAAAUACUAGAUCUGAUUAAAAAACCAGCAGAAUAUUAUGCAAAGACAGAGGAAAUAAAAGAAUUGUACAGAAAACACAAAGAAAAAGAUGCACAUUGGGAUAAAUACAUUGAUAAAGAAAACAAAAAAUCUCGGAAGUCUGCAAGACGAAAAAGAGAAAAAACACUUCUUGAAGAGAAACAUGUGAGUUUUGUGGAGGAAAAUAUAAGGAAACCAAAAGCAGAUAGCAAAAAACGCGACAAAUCCCCACAUGAAAAACCCAAUACUCCACCGAAAACCAAACGUGACAAAUCCCCACAUGAAAAACCCAAUACUCCACCGAAAACCAAACGUGACAAAUCCCCACAUGAAAAACCCAAUACUUCACCGAAAACCAAACG
This is a messenger RNA of Owenia fusiformis, 785 nucleotides long. The record is from the annotation of a GenBank genome assembly. Lineage: Eukaryota; Metazoa; Annelida; Polychaeta; Sabellida; Oweniidae.